GUCGUUGUUUCCCCUGUUGUCAGCAUGGAGGAUGUGAAGGUAUCCGAUGUGGAGGUGUGUAACCUGGCGUAUAGAGGGGAGUUAGAAGAGCUCCGGAGCAAGAUCCUCGCAGACAAGUCUCUGGCCGCCAAAACGGACCAGGAUGAACGGACGCCUCUCCAUUGGGCAUGCUCUGCGGGACACUCAAACGUGGCAGAUUAUUUACUGGGAUUAGGGGUACCAAUUGACGCCAAAGAUGAUGCGGGAUGGACACCUCUGCAUAUUGCGGCUUCCGCUGGCCGAUAUGAUAUCGUGAGAGCUUUGAUUUCAAAAAGAGCGCAAGUAAAUGCUACAAAUCAAAAUGGCUGCACCCCUCUUCACUAUGCUGCCUCCAAAAACAAACAUGAGAUAACUCUUAUGCUGUUAGAAAAUGGUGCGUCACCUGAUGCAAAAGACAACUUGGACUCGACCCCGCUGCACCGUGCGGCUUCUAAAGGCAAUCUGAAAAUAGUGCAGAUCCUCCUGAAACACAAAGCAUCCACCAAUAUCCAGGACAAGGAAGGGAACACGCCACUCCACCUUGCCUGUGACGAAGAAAGGACAGACGAAGCCAAGUUUUUGGUGGAACACGGUGCAAGUAUCUACAUUGAAAACAAAGAGGAGAAGACUCCACUGCAAGUAGCCAGGGGAGGUCUGGGCUCCUUGCUGAGGAGGAUUGUCGAAGGAUAGCUGUGCACAAUAAACUUCACAUCAGAGUAUUUCUUCAA
Messenger RNA from Spea bombifrons (plains spadefoot toad), 746 nucleotides. RefSeq names its product proteasome 26S subunit, non-ATPase 10 (gene PSMD10). The record is from RefSeq and is a predicted model, not a curated record. Lineage: Eukaryota; Metazoa; Chordata; Amphibia; Anura; Pelobatidae. The transcript is spliced from 5 exons. Bases 25 to 708 code for a protein of 227 amino acids. Gene Ontology annotation, molecular function: protein binding.